Messenger RNA from Salvia hispanica, 535 nucleotides. The record is from RefSeq and is a predicted model, not a curated record. NCBI's taxonomy places the organism in Eukaryota, Viridiplantae, Streptophyta, Magnoliopsida, Lamiales, Lamiaceae.
AUGAAAACUGCUGUGGAAAACAAAGAAAAACCCCGUAUCAGUGUUGAUGACGAUAUGGUUCUGGAUGAUGCAUUCGGGGAGAAUUUAUCCGAUACCAACUUAGCUGGCAAGGAUACCCAAAUCUCAGAGAGUUUCAGGGAUGAUAUAGUACAAUCCAAGCAGACGGGUUCCGAAGAGAUUGAUGUUUCAGUUGCUAAUGACUCUCAUGACUUGGCAACUGAAACAAUUGGAGAGGGAACUUACGAAGAAGCUCUCGGUAAUGAACUGGCGGAUUUUGAUGAAAACACGCAGCCUGUAAGCAUCACACAGGAAAGUAGUGCAUCGAGAAGGCAGCGGAGGAUGGUGAUCGACUUUGAGGAUGAUGAGGAAUAACCUCCUCAGUGACCAUAUCUGAACUGUGUAUAGCUAAUUAUCAAAUGCUGCAAAUAGGUAGAAUUCAAAAUGUAGAGCCUUCUUUAUUCAACUAUAACGCAAGCCAUGUCAAGAUAUGGCUUUGUUUCCAAUGGUUAUGCUUUGGCAUGUGUUCUCUGUUCCA